AUUAAUGUGAAAGAAUCGUUGCACAUGUGUAUGAUUUUAACUUAGCUUUUUUCUAUAAAUCAGUUGCAGCGAAUGUUCUUAUUCACGAUCUUAUUCGCAGACUAAAAUGGGCGGAGUCUAGCGGGAACAUAAUCAAGAUGGCCGCCUUCACUGAGAGGAUGGCACCAGUCUUGUUGCUCUGGCUGGCUGUGUGCCUCAGUGGGGCAUGGGCUGUGGACAGAGGCAACUUCAAGACCUGUGAUCAGAGUGCCUUUUGCAAACGUCAGCGAGCACUGAAACCUGCUGAGUCUCCCUAUCGAGCUCUGCUGGAGACUAUGGAGCUGACCAACACCAAACUCACCCUGCAGCUCAUCAAUGACAAUAAUAAGGUGCGUUUGCUGCUCGAGCUGUACCGCCUCCAGGGGAACAUGACAAGGGUGAAGAUUAAUGAGCUGAAGCCCCUCAAGCCUCGCUAUGAGGUCCCAGAUGUGCUUAUCAGGGAGCCACCUACAGAGCCUCUGUCUCUUCUGUCUCAGGAUGAGAAUGGGGUGGUGCUGUCUUUGGGUGCGGAGUCUCAGAGGGUCAUCGUUAGUGCCCGGCCCUUCCGACUGGACAUCAUGGAGGGACGUGAAGUUGUGAUGUCGCUGAACUCGCGUGGUCUCCUUGCCUUUGAACACCUGAGGAUGCGCAAGGACACUCAGACAGAGCCAGAGGUUGAGAAGAACGAGGAAGCUGAUCCGGCAAACCAGGCUGAGACGGCCAAGGAUGAAGACAAAGCAGUUGAUGGGAUGUGGGAAGAAACAUUUAAAUCACACUCUGAUAGCAAACCUAAUGGUCCAUCUGCUGUUAGUUUAGACUUUUCAUUGCCCGGGGUGGAGCAUGUUUACGGUAUCCCAGAGCAUGCGGACGACCUUAGGCUUAAAACAACAGAUAAUGGAGAUCCGUAUCGGCUCUAUAACCUGGAUGUUUUCCAGUAUGAGCUGUAUAAUCCCAUGGCCCUGUAUGGGGCUGUGCCUGUGAUGUUGGCUCACAAUACCCACCGGACCACAGGCAUCUUCUGGCUCAAUGCUGCUGAAACCUGGGUGGACAUUAGCUCCAACACAGCUGGAAAGACGGUGUUUGGAAAAAUGUUGGAUUAUGUUCAGGGAUCUAGUGAGACACCACAGACAGACGUGCGUUGGAUUUCUGAAAGUGGUAUCAUUGAUGUCUUCAUUAUGCUUGGACCAACUCCCACAGACGUCUUUGCUCAGUAUGCCUCCCUUACAGGCACCCAGUCUUUCCCACCUUUGGCUUCUUUGGGAUAUCAUCAGUGCCGCUGGAACUACAAUGACCAAGAAGACGUUCGAUCAGUGGAUGCAGGCUUUGAUGAGCAUGACAUCCCAUAUGACUUCAUCUGGCUUGAUAUUGAGCACACAGAUGGAAAACGCUACUUCACUUGGGAUCCACACAAGUUUGCAACACCAAAGGAAAUGCUUCAGGGUCUGAAGGAUAAGAAGCGCAAGAUGGUAGCCAUAGUGGACCCUCAUAUCAAAGUAGACAGCAACUACAAGAUCCAUAAUGAAAUCCGUUCUCGGGAUUUCUAUGUGAAAAAUAAAGAUGGUGGAGACUACGAGGGCUGGUGCUGGCCUGGAAAUGCUGGCUAUCCAGACUUCACCCGUGCAGACAUGAGGGACUGGUGGGCCAGCAUGUUUGCCUAUGAUCAGUAUGAGGGCACCAUGGACAACCUACACACAUGGAAUGAUAUGAAUGAGCCGUCAGUCUUCAAUGGGCCAGAAGUCACAAUGCACAAGGAUGCGAUGCAUGGAGACUGGGAGCACCGUGAUGUGCACAACAUUUAUGGCUUGUAUGUGCAUAGGGCAACAGCAGAGGGUCUAAUUCAGAGGUCUGGAGGAACAGAGCGGCCCUUUGUCCUCACCAGAGCCUUCUUUGCUGGGUCACAGCGCUAUGGUGCUGUGUGGACAGGAGAUAAUGCUGCAGAGUGGGACCAUCUGAAGAUCUCUAUCCCCAUGUGCCUAAGCCUCGGACUAGUUGGAAUAUCUUUUUGUGGCGCUGAUGUCGGGGGUUUUUUCAAGUCCCCGGGUGCUGAGCUACUGGUGCGUUGGUACCAGACUGGGGCAUACCAGCCUUUCUUUAGGGCCCAUGCUCACAUGGACACUGCUAGGCGUGAGCCCUGGCUGUUUGGUCCAGAAAACACAGCCUUGAUCCGAGAGGCAGUGCGCCAGCGCUACACACUUCUGCCCUACUGGUACCAGCUGUUCUACCAGGCACACCGCACCGGCUAUCCUGUCAUGAGACCUCUGUGGGUGGAAUAUCCUCAGGAUCCUGCAACGUUUGCUGUAGAUAAUGAGUUUUUGAUCGGGAAAGAUUUGUUGGUACAUCCAGUUACUGAAGAGGGAGCAAGGGGUGUCACUGCAUUCCUGCCUGGGAAACAUGAGGUUUGGUUUGACGUCCACACAUUCCAGAAGCACAAUGGGGCUCAGAACCUUUACAUCCCUGUCACAAUGAGUUCUAUUCCUGUUUUCCAGCGCGGUGGUUCUAUUAUUCCCAGGAAGCUUAGAGUUCGCAGAUCCUCCUUGUGCAUGGAGGAUGACCCCUACACUCUGUAUGUGGCCCUUAAUGUUCAGAGAACUGCUGAAGGAGAGCUCUACAUAGAUGAUGGCCACACCUUCAACUAUGAAAAGAAGGAGUUCAUCCACCGGAGACUGUCAUUUAUCAACAACAGCCUCUCUUCUGUUAAUCUUGCUCCUGACGCCCAGUUUACAACGGCCUCCUGGAUUGAACGCAUUGUUAUACUGGGAGCCAGUAAGCCUAGCAAGGUUAUCGUUAAGACUACUGAUGGUCAGGAAAGCCCAGUAGAGUUUGAAUUUGAUGCCUCCAUGUCUGUGUUGACGCUCCGUAAGCCUGGCAUGAACGCAGGGGAAGACUGGACCGUGACACUCCAGUGACACCACACACUGGAGAGGAGAAGAUGACUGAACUCAGUGGGUAGACAGAAGGCUGCUGAUAGACAAGCAAGACAAUAGGAUAGCCAGCAUGGAAAAUAAAGGAGGAACAUACAAUUAUUCUCCCUGCACACACAGACCCUUGUAGACCUUAGUCCUACUGAUUCAUGUAAUGUCUGUCUUGUCCCUCUUGUGUUCAGUCAUACUAUAAGACCUAUCAACCAGGUGGUUAAUUAGCAACAUUUUCAGGUCAGUAACAUCCGUAAGGCAAGUUAUGUCAAUGAAUAGUCAAAGAAUACUUGAGGCUUAGAAAAGAAAAGUUGAAGCACUUAUUUUUUGUUUUGUUGCCAUCCAUACUGCUUCAGAAGAAACAUCACCUUGGGACAGUUGCUCAUUUAUAAUGAAGGUUCAAAGCCCAUGCAUCACCUGCUGGUGAUUCUUUUGUGUCUGACUUGAUUAAAUCCAUCCUCUUUCUUAGUCAAGCAUUUCAAUAACUACCAGAGCCACAUUUUGUAUCUUUUGGGAGGGCCUGCCAUCAAUGCAUUCAUUCUGCAGUUCAUCUUGAUGCCACCUAAAUGAAAGGUAUUACACAUUUCCUACAAAUUCUGACUUUCCUUUUCGUGUAGCUUCUCCCUGGGUUCCUCGGAUGAAUUCUAGUGUGUGGUAUUGAUUUUAUUUCCCUAUCACUUCAUUAUGGACUUGAUGACCAUCAUGUGCUUCACACAGAGUAUUUUCAGAUGUUUAUUGAACAACCCUUGCAAUAGGAAUCACUUCAGGGGAGCAAACCACUGAUAGUUGAUUGUUUUUCUGUUGACCUGCUUUCUUUGUUUUAUCACUUUUUUCUGAAUUGUUCACUAGAUUACCUUUUUAAUGCACUUGAGUGGGAACUUGAAAGCUGUUUAGAUUUUCAUGUGUAGAUGCCGGGACUAUCCAGGGUGUCCAGUGUGUCAUUUGGAUUGAAGUAAACCCAUCCAAUCUAGUCCCUACUAGAAAAAUAUAAAUUUAAAAUCUAAACCGAAAUGUUUUCUUGGAAGCGAUUAGAUUCAGCCAUAAGUUCAAAUGAUCUCUAAUGCUCUGGUUUAUGCCCUGUCUAGUCAAAUCAUCCGAUUUUUUUUUUUUCCAGAGUUUUGUUUUGUCUUUUGUUUGUUUUUAUGAUCCUAAAUGUAAAUGUGGCUGCAAUUUUGUUGGCUUCAAUGGAAAGUGGAAAUGGAAGGACAAGGCUUUAGCUAUCAAAGUUGUCAGAUGUACUCUAAAAGAUGAGACCAAGUGAAAAUAAAGUUGACCAAAUGUAGAAAAAAA
This is a messenger RNA of Betta splendens (Siamese fighting fish), 4220 nucleotides long. RefSeq names its product glucosidase II alpha subunit b (gene ganabb). Lineage: Eukaryota; Metazoa; Chordata; Actinopteri; Anabantiformes; Osphronemidae. Gene Ontology annotation, molecular function: carbohydrate binding; glucan 1,3-alpha-glucosidase activity. The record is from RefSeq and is a predicted model, not a curated record. The coding region runs from base 138 to 2924 and encodes 928 amino acids. Gene Ontology annotation, cellular component: glucosidase II complex. Gene Ontology annotation, biological process: N-glycan processing; carbohydrate metabolic process. The transcript is spliced from 24 exons.